Molecule: messenger RNA, 3543 nt
Organism: Scatophagus argus
Lineage: Eukaryota; Metazoa; Chordata; Actinopteri; Scatophagidae
Gene: gpr157
Product: G protein-coupled receptor 157
Exons: 4
Coding region: 658-1659 (333 amino acids)
Biological process (GO): cell surface receptor signaling pathway; adenylate cyclase-activating G protein-coupled receptor signaling pathway
Cellular component (GO): plasma membrane
Molecular function (GO): G protein-coupled receptor activity; cAMP binding
Source: RefSeq, a predicted model, not a curated record
UCAUUGCAUAAAAGUGUUUUUCAACAAUUAUUUCACUUCACUCAUCUUACCUCAUCUGAAGUUUUAUGCCCUCUUUUCCCCCCUGAUUUAAUAUCUUGUGUUUCGUGAAAUAAAACCAUUUUACUACAGAUUUAAUGAGGAGUGGGACGGUUGUUUCAGAGUCAUGAGAAUUUGAGAGAAAUGAGAAUGAGAAUUUGAAAAAAAUCAGAUGUAAUGCUGUGACUGCGCUCAUCAGGCUUGAACUGACAGGUGGCAUCACAUCACCGUCUUACAUAAAUCACGACUGGAACGGGAAAAACAAUAACACGUUGUCAUCUGCUCUGUGACACGCUGACCAUGGGUUUACUAGGGUCACACAAGUUAGAGCCCAUCAGGGACAGAAAUAGACCUGCAUGAGUCUGCCCGUUACCAGCUGACUCACUGACUUCUGCUUUUAGUUCCGGAAGGUGCAACCAGUAGAGAAGAGAGGAAGCGGGGAGGGAGGGGUUAAACGCCGGAGAAAAGUUUGUUUGGCUGCCUUAAAAGCAAUGGAUGGAGUUUGUCAAAUCACAUGGCUCGAGUCUGGUCUACAUGUCGCCGGGCUUUAAGGGAAAAUAACACGGAGAGACGAUGGUAAAAGCCAAAAUGUACUGAGUGGUUGCAGAGCUUGUUCAAACGAUGGCAAGUGGGAAUCAGACAGUCGUGUACUUUUAUGAGCAGGUGGUCGUUUUGUUUUCGUGCGCCCUGUCGUUUCUGGGCUCCUCUCUCAUCAUCCUCACCUAUAUCCUUUGGUCAGAUCUGAGGACCACUCCGAGAAGGCUCCUGGUCUACCUCUCGGUGUCUGACUGGCUGUCCGCCGUCUCCUACGCCUUCGGGGUCUGGAGGGCUUUCCGCACCGACUCGAUUGACUGCGUCGUUCAAGGGGCGAUAUCCACUUUCGCCAACACCAGCUCCUUUUUCUGGACCGUGGCCAUUGCGGUGUACCUGUAUGUUUUCAUCGUGAGGUCCAACCAGAGAGUCGCUGACAGCCUGGUGUUGUUUUUCCACCUCGUCAGCUGGGGUGUCCCUCUGGCUAUCACUGUUGUGGCCGUGUCCCUCAACAAGAUUGGUUACGAUGCAUCAGAGGUGUCGGUGGGCUGGUGCUGGGUAAAGAUUGAUGCUUCUGACCGGGUCCUGUGGAUGCUGCUGACUGGAAAGAUCUGGGAGUUCAUGGCUUACCUCACCCUCCCCGUCCUCUACAUCCUGAUCAAACGACACAUCCACGUAGCGCAUGCGGCCCUGUCUGAGUAUCGUCCCAUUUUGGCCAACAGGCCUCAGUCACACUCCUUCUCCUCCAUGGCUGAUAUGAAGCUUACACUCAUUCCCAUUAUCUUCAUCGUCCUGCGCAUCUGGAGCACAGUGCGCUUCAUACUGCUGCUAGCCGGCUCUCCAGCCAAACACAACGCGGUGCUGGUCACUCUUCAUGGAAUUGGCAAUACCUUGCAGGGAGCAGCCAACUGCAUCAUGUUCGUAUUGUUGACUCGACCAAUUUGCACGCGCCUCUGCGCCGCACUCUGCUGCUGCUCCAAGGCUGAGGCAGAGGCGCAGCACUCGCAGGACGCCCCUCACAGGCUGCUGCCAGGACAGGACGCCUCCACACACAGAGAGGACGACACCGUUCGAGUCCGCACUGAUAGAUGACACCAGAUUCUGUGGAUGUGAAGCUUAACAACGGUGAACAUGAAGGGAGGGAGUGAUGGAGGGCUCCGCUUUCCAUUUAGCCUCAUUACAGGAAGUGCCUGCAGAGGGGAGGUUGGACAUUUUGCAGGUGCAUGCACAUCCGUGUCACAGGAAAAGUCACUCUGCCUGCACUUUGGCUGAUGAUGCUUCCUGACUCAAUAUGUUACACAUAAAUAGUAUAGUUUGACAGAUGGGUUGUACAUCAAACUUUUGUUUUUGUACAAGGUUCCUGGUUGAUCUUUGAACAGGUGUUCAUUCUGUGAAGGACACUUCAGCAGCUUUAUUUAUCGCGUACUGUGUGGUUUUAUUUACGUUCAUUUAUUUUCAUUCUCCCUGAAAUGAAUGUUUAUACUUCACCUUGUGCUACUGAAUAUUCUAGUAUUUUAAUUUUUGGAAAAAUCUACCUUACCUUUGCCUUUGAUGCCUCAUUGUGUUCAGGUAAAGAAUAAUAACACCUUUACAGCAUCCUCAGCAUUAUCUUUACAUGACAAACACACUGUAAAUUUGUUCAAACUUUUCAUUUUCUCUGUUACUGAACAUGCACAGCAAAUGUGGUCAGCUAAUUGACUGUCAGUUAGGGAAGAGUCACAGCAGGAAAACAAAAGUUAUCAUAACAUCUGUAGAAACUUCUCGUUCCAGUCCUACACCAUAAUCUUCCGUAUUCUGUGCGGUUGAUCUGUGUGCAGAGUCAUUGUUUUACUGAAAUAUAACUAAAUACACUUACAUGUUGCCAUGGCACUUUGAGAAAUAGGACAACGUGGACACGGCACAUUUAGUCAUAUUUUGGUGAACCAAUGAGUACUUAGUAGUUUGUUAACGUAACAAGAAGUGCAUGCAGAUGAAAAUGAUGCUGCAGGCGUUUGUGAAGUUUCUGUUAAUGUUUCAAUGUUUAUUUUCCAAAAGUGGAAACCAGUCACCGUUACGACACAUUGCAACUGACAUUAACUCAAGCUAACCACAGCUGCUGUUCUGUUACAGCCAUCUUUGAAGAACGAUAUUUAAAGUUUGUUUUGAGUUUUGAGUUUUUUGAGUAGAUUUUAAAUUUAAUAUAUUUUACAAUGUAACUUAAUCAUAAAAUAAUUCUCUAAUGUGUGUCCAGUGUGACUUUGUGUGGAAGAAGCAUCAUUACAUUUGACCAUCCUUUCAAAAUGUCACAUAAAAAUAUAAAACAUCCUCAUGUGUUGCUCACAUCAGGCAUCGAUUCCCUUUAUUCUUGCCUCACUUCAAAGUUGCAACAGUUUUCAGACAGCAGUUGCAAAAGCUCAUCAGUAUUCGACAUGUCACCAAAAUCAAGUUGACAACAUUAAGGCCUUUGUGGUUAGGAUGCAUGACCUAUCAUCAUCACAUGGUGUCCUUCCUCCUUGAAACCCAGUCCUCACUUCUCCUUUGACCCCUGCUGCUGUUGGCCCCUUUUUGCCCAACUGAGCUACAGGUCAAAGGCGUACAACAGUGUACUGACAACAGUGAACCCACCAAACGGGACCGACCUGGAUUACAACCACAACCUGCUUCCUAUAGCUCCCGCAGGUCUUGAAAGUAUAUGAACUACACUCGAACAUGAUCCAUUACUUUGCUGAUUGUUGGGUGAGGUGAGGAUUUUCCACCAUGUUGACAGUCAAUUUUCUCAUUUUCUCAGUUGUUCGACUCUCCCAAAGGGCAAGGGCUUGUUCAGGAAGUCUUGUUCGGUCUCUUUGAUGAAGUGCAGAAGGAAUUGAUGUUCUGAAACUACUUUAUGUCAGACUUUUUACUCUUAUGAGGGCAGUUCUCAGAUAUUUACUUGACACGGAGACUUUAUUCUGUUUACACUGAAAAUAUUAAAAACAUAAAUAAAACACUGGUUUCAUG